GUAAUCAGGUAUAAGCAUACAUCACCAUCACUCUGGUCCCGCAUGGUCCUUCUAGCUUUCCUUCAAACAACAAUCUUAAAGUAAGCUCCUGUUUGCUCUUUACUCAUUAGGUGAUGAUGAUGAUAUAUUGAGAGUGGAAAUGUCUUGUGGACAUGCUGCAGAUCCUGGCUCUUUAACCGGUUGGUGUCGAAGUCUCUUAGAUCAGGGUUACUUCAAGUUUCACUGCCCUGCUGAUGUUAAUGGGAAGAAAUGUGGGGCAGAGUGGUCCUAUCAGGAAGUCCGGCGGAAUGCUUCGCUAACCGAAAAAGAGCAAGAAAACUUUGAAAAAAAACUUGCAGAAUUUGCAGCUAAAUAUUACUGUGAUUUCAAAGAGUGUCCCAAAUGCAAGAGCUUUGUGGAACGCAAGGAUCUGACAAACCUCAGAGUGCACUGCAUCCUCUGCCUUUCACUGAAGGGGGAGCAGUUUGAAUUCUGCUGGCAGUGCCUGAAGCCCUGGAAAGGCAGUGGAACUUCCUCCGUGAAGUGUGCCAAUGACGGAUGCAGGAACCAGUCUCUGGACAUCCUGGCAGACUGCAAACUGAAGGCUCUCCCAGGAAGUGAAAUAAAAGACUGCCCAUCCAUUCGCGCUUGCCCCACCUGCAGGCGCCUCAUUGAGCACAAGGAACAAUGCAAAUAUGUCAUGUGCAGUCAGUGUCACAUUGAAUUUUGCUUUGCCUGCCUUGAAACUGCACGGGAAUGCCAGGCCAAGAAAUGUAGUGCUUAUUUUUUGUUCUGUGCUAAGCCAGUGGCUCCAAGGCAAACCACAAUCCCCGUGUGGUCUCAGAAAUAAGGAAAAUCCUUCCUGCCAUGCAGACCAGGGUGAUUAGGACAAGGCUCAGUGUCAGUGCUCCAGUACACCUCCUGAUGGUCCCAAGUUGUGCAAUAUUCCUCCCUUCCACCAAAUGUAGAUUGACAGAUAGAUACGGAAACUGAGCGAUAGAUAGGACAAAUGUCACUAAUUUCCGCCUCUUGUUAAUUCUUUAGUAGUGAUGCUACUUCUUAAGCCCUAUUCCAAUGACCCUUCCUAUAAUUCCUAAUAGAACUCUAUCCUAGAGCCAUGCCAUAGAGCAGACUACUGGCACCUGCCAGCACACCAAAGGUGCUGGAAAAAGUCACUUUUGCAGACAGGGAAAAUAAAUGGCCUGUAACAACAGACUGUUUACAUAUUUACACGUCUGCCCCUGGUAGAAUGAAGCAAGAUUUAAACUGUGAUCAGGAGCAGAAUCAAAUGUUAAGAGAAGCCUGUGAACAGGAAAGGUUUCUUUGGGGUGGAAUUAAAAAAAUCUUAGUCCUG
Messenger RNA from Alligator sinensis (Chinese alligator), 1333 nucleotides. RefSeq lists its product as uncharacterized. Bases 140 to 829 code for a protein of 229 amino acids. The transcript is spliced from 3 exons. Lineage: Eukaryota; Metazoa; Chordata; Crocodylia; Alligatoridae. The record is from RefSeq and is a predicted model, not a curated record.